AUUCCUUUAAAGGCGCAUUUAAAGCCCCGGCUUCAGUCUAGGAGCAGCGGACCGUCUGCGCAGCCGUAACAUUCUGCCACAGAGCCAGAACAGCGACAGUCCGACCUGCCGGAGGACAAAAACACGGAGCCAGCUGGCUGUCAACGACCCGGCGAGGCUUGAGUGCAGAGCUUUACAAUUACAGCCUGUACCAAAGGAACAACGUCUCGGGGACAUCUAUGAAGCUUUCAAUGCCUUUUGAUUGAUCAGCCAAUCGAUGGGGAUUUUUACAGGAGCUCCGCCCACCAUUGCCACCCGCCCUCCUCCCCCCUCUUACUGCAGCCUGUCGCUUGCCCCCACCCACACCAUCAACCAGCCCUCCAUCCAGCCUCCCAGACACAAAAUGACUCUGGAACUCACCGAAUGGUCUUCUAUAUGGAUUUUUACUGCUUGUAAUAGACAGUAAAGAAAAAACAAAGGAGGAAACCUCAAUGACAAAAAAGCCAUAAACACCCUGUGCACUCACACACACACAUACACACACACACACACACUCAUAAACACUCUCAUACACAACGCAUGCAAACACUGGCAUACCAACAAACCAAAUAAAUUUUCAAGCAGUAUCUCACACACCUCUCAAGUAAACACAAAGAAGGAAAUGCACAAAGCUGCUGUUGGAAUGUACCACUCAUUCUUUCUGUGAAAUACAACUGCUCACUUAUUUUUUGGGGGAUUUUGUUCAAGCCUUGGAAAGCUGAUUUGCAUUUUUUUAACUGUGGGUGGAAAACAAGAAGGAUUAAAUUUGAAGUCGCAGUGUUUUUUUGGAGCACAACUUGUUUUGGGCACCAUUGAUUGCAGAUUUCUUUCUGGCUUUUUCCUCUUUAGUUCUGAAAAUUUUGAUUCUUUUUAGAUCGACAAAAAGUCUAGACUGAUAGUCUAUUCUGCAGUUAUUUAACACUUGUAGGCAUUUUGUUAAGUGAGAAAUACCUACAAGUCAGUCUGUGACAUCCACUGGUUAAUUUAAUUGCUUUAAGAAAGUUGUUAGUUUUAAAUUAGCUGCAACAAACUCAAUACAAGAAGUUUGUGAAAGUAAGAAAUCACUGUACUGUUUACCUAUCAGAGUUGCAAAAUAUUCUUUUUUUGUUAGAAGGGGAAUUUUCUUGUUGCGUGCAUGCCCUCCACCAUGCCUCCGCAGAACACAGAGGCUGACACCAUGGAAGUCGCAUCUCUGGUUGGCGGGAUCGGUGCCAAAAAAUCCACCGCAUCAGGCCCGGAGGAGGAGAAAGGGGGAGCAGGCAGCGAGGCGGAUGGAUUGGGGGGCGAAGGAGGAGGCCAAGGAGGGGAGGAGUCGGCAAGCGAGGGAUCAAUCGAAGGGAUUCCCUUGAAAAGAUGGGUGAUGCACGGGGCAGUGAUGUUUGGUAGAGAGUUCUGCUACGCCAUGGAGACAGCACUGGUGACACCUGUGCUGUUGCAGAUAGGUCUUCCAGAGCAGUACUACAGUCUGACGUGGUUCCUCAGUCCGGUUUUAGGCCUCAUGUUCACGCCUCUGAUCGGCUCGGCCAGCGACCGUUGCACUCUGCGGUGGGGCAGGAGGAGGCCGUUCAUCCUGGCUCUCUGUAUAGGAACCCUGAUUGGAGUGGCGCUGUUUCUGAAUGGCUCAUUGAUAGGUCUGUCGCUUGGUGAUGAGCAGGGCAGACAACCGAUAGGCAUCGUUCUCACUGUGCUGGGCGUUGUAGUGCUGGACUUUUGUGCAGAUGCCACAGAGGGGCCAAUCAGAGCGUACUUGCUGGAUGUGGCAGAUACGGAGGAGCAAGACAUGGCGCUCAACAUCCACGCCGCUUCUGCUGGCCUCGGUGGUGCAGUCGGCUACGCUCUUGGAGGCUUAGACUGGAUGCACACGUUCCUUGGAGUGAUCUUUAAGUCCCAGGAGCAGAUCUUGUUCGUAUUCGCUGCCAUCCUGUUCUCCAUCUCUGUGGUGCUUCAUCUCUUCAGCAUCGAGGAACAACAAUAUUCACCACAAAGCGACAGGCUUGAUCAGGAGAGUCCAAAUUCUAACCACCUUCAACCGUCAGCCAAUUGCAGAGCUGGACUUCUUGUUCCCAAGCUGGAAAUGAUUGGGGAACAUGAUUCGAUGGAAACCUACGAGUUCUGUGACCCUUAUGGUGACAAUCAGUCAGAGCAAGAAAUGGACAUGGACUUCCUGGAAGUGGAGCUUGUCAGAAGUAAAAGUGACAGUGUUCUCGCCAUGGCUGACGCCACCCUCGACCACCUGGACCAUGACGCUCUGUUCCUGUGCCACCUGGAGCCGUCCAUCUUUGCCGAGCGCCUCUCGCCUCACCACGGCACACCCCCGAGGAUCCCAUCCUUCUUCAGCCCUGACCACAGCAGCUCCCGUCCGCGGCUCGCCAGCAUCAGGCGCAGCAGCAGCACGGGCAGCGAAGACCUGCUUCGCCCCCACCACGCCAAUCAUCACGGGCAUUCUCACACGCCCAAGAUCUCCCGCCUCUCGGCCUUCCUGCAGGAGAUGGAGAACGAUGACGGUCAGGAGGCGCUGCUGAAUAACCAGCUUAAUGAGCAGCGGACUCUGAAUGGGAGGCUGUUGGCCAGUGUGACGAAUGCAGACAGAGGUAGCUCUGACAGGCUGAGCUCCAAAGGACAAGCACACCGUGCCGGGAUGAUUAAAGCUGCCAGUACAGGAGCUCCCAUGCGACAGCCGCGCCGCCAUCACACCUUCUACCGCCAACCGUCUUGCACUUUCUCGUACUAUGGGCGUGUAGGAAGCCACCGUUACCGCUACCGCCGAGCCAACGCUGCUUUCCUUAUCAAGCCAUCUCGCAGCAUGAAUGAUCUGUAUGUAGUGGAGGCCCGACACAGGAGGAGGAACAGACAGAAGAACAGACACCGCAGUGGGAAUACAAACUCCUCCAGCGGAGAUACAGAGAGCGAGGAGGGCGAGGUUGAGACCACCGUACGACUGCUGUGGCUCUCCAUGCUGAAGAUGCCUCCAGAGCUGCUGCGACUCUGCGUUUGUCACUUGCUCACCUGGUUCUCCAUCAUUGCACAGGCUGUCUUCUUCACCGACUUCAUGGGACAAGUCAUCUACGAAGGAGAUCCUACUGCUUCUGCUAACUCAACAUCAUUGGAAAAUUACCACAAGGGGGUUCAAAUGGGAUGCUGGGGACUGGUUAUAUACGCCAUGACCGCAGCAAUAUGCUCAGCUAUUCUUCAGAAGUAUCUGGACAACUUUGACCUGAGCAUUAAGGUUAUCUACAUCCUAGGAACUCUUGGAUUCUCAAUAGGAACUGCUGUAAUGGCGAUCUUCCCUAAUGUGUAUGUUGCCAUGGUGAUGAUUAGCAGCAUGGGCAUCAUCUGCAUGAGUAUCUCCUACUGCCCAUAUGCGCUGCUAGGACAGUAUCACGAAAUGAAAGAGUACAUCCAGCACAGUCCUGGUAACUCUCGCCGAGGCUUUGGGAUUGACUGUGCCAUCUUGUCCUGUCAGGUCUACAUCAGUCAGAUCCUGGUGGCCUCAGCUCUGGGCGCAGUGGUGAAAGCUGUUGGCAGUGUAAUAGUCAUUCCCAUGGUGGCCUCUGGGGGCUCUCUUCUUGGGUUCUUCACCGCCUGUUUCCUGGUCAUUUACCCGACACCAAACAAUGGGGAGGCGAACUCCACCAAAGCAUCAGAGAAACAGGCCUUGAGGACUGUGGAAAACCCGAGUAGCAAUGAAGACCCGGUUAGCGUGGUGAUAGAGAAACCUAGCUUCCUGAAGCUCAACAAAGAGGGAAAAGCAGCCACCACCACCACUUCCUGUCACAUGGAGAACGAGUCUGCUCUGUGAUUGGCUUGUGAAAACAACUAAAUUGACCAUUGAAAGUAAAUCAUUGGAUGAUACUAAAAUGUGCCUCCUUCUGGAGUUAGUUUGGCCCACUCUGGCUGUUCUCUUUGAAAGAUUUUCUCUGACACUAAUAAUUCAAUCUGCUGUGAAGGCCCGUGUCACAUUAGAUCAACUGGUCCCAGUGCUUCUUCUGCCAUCAGCAGAACUCAGAUCUAUCUGUACAUCUGAGACAUCCAGAAAGGAGCAACACUUUGGUCGGUGUUUUAUGAUGAGGCUGUUUGUGCUUCUCAGGGCUUUUUGAAGGUGCUUCAGAGCAGAAAAAACAUAAGUUGACUUUAAAACAAACUGUAACACCUCUUCAUCCGGGUUCAAAUGGACAUCUUUACUCUGAACACUGCUGAUGAACAUUAGUCCCCAAAGCUGCAAUCAUUACAAAAUAAAAUGCUGAAAAUUGUUCUUCCUCAGUCUGGAGUCAACUUGAUUGAACUUUUGCUUUGUUACGCUGAAGCUGAUGGAUGUGUCUGUCUCCAGCGGAGGCACUGCGUUCCUCAAAGCAACACUGCACUCAACUUUGCGGGACUUUCACGGCGCUCUGUGACAGUAGCUUUAAGACUCUAAAGACUUUUGGAAGAGGUGCUUCUGAUCCUUUGAGCUCAAAGUCUGAUUCCUGGGGAAUAUUUAUCAGUCUGCCCCAAGUUGAUUGCAGAUGUUUUGCUUUUUCUCUCUUCCACAUUGCAGCAAUUCUAUUUUUGUCUGUAUCUGUUAAUUGCAUGUUAACUAAUAUGAUCUAUCAUAUGAUCUGCUCAGAAAAAAAACAAACAUGUUUAUUUGGUAUAAUUCCACAAAAGAAAAAGCAAGAUGCAAGGUAUGCACUUUACAGGGCAUUACAAUCCCAAAUAUUCUACUGAUAAGUCAGAAAGUUUUGAUUUAUCACAGCUAAGCUACAUGCUGCACGUUUUAUAAGCAGAGAAGACGCAAACCAAACUUUGGGUUUUUUUUGCUGUAAGCACGCCAGCAAACUGGGCUGAGUCAUUUUUUACAGUGCAUUACAGGAUUCAGCAAGAAAAAGACUUAUUUAAAAUCUCCAAAUCUCUUUUUGCAGGUUUAGGAGGAAAGCCGAAGGAUGGCGACCAGACAAAUGCAAAAUAAAUCUGUGUUAAGGGUCGUGAUCAUGUUUUGUGUUGAUCAUCAUUGAUGGGCCAAAUUUAAUGAGUGGACAGAGUCUUUGCUUUCUACUUGUGACACUUUGUGUUGAUGUCGGUUGGAGAAUAGAGAAGCAUCGGUGAAAUAUUCUAAUUUUGAGAAAUCUACUUGUUGCUGAGAGUUGGAGAGAGGAAGAUCGAUUGAACUGAAAGGGGUUUUGUUAGGGGUUUGGAGGUUUACCCUCUUGACUUCAGGAUAGCCAGGUAUAUUAUGUUCUAGUUUGGGGCAAUUGUAGCAACAUCUGGAUCGAUUACGAGCUUUUUCUGUGACUUGGAUUCAAAUUUUCUGCUCCUAGAUCUCUUAGAGGUCUUGGCCGUGGUGUGGUGUGAGUGAUGCCCAGAAAUAAGCCUUUAUGGGAUUCCGUAAAUACUUAAUAUGAAGUAGACAUUUCUGUGAGCUGCAGGUAUAAAACGGCAAAAUUAAUGGUAAUGGCUGUAUAACCUGAGGACAAUUGUAACGUGUUGGCGGAUAAAAAAGUGAGAUUAGCAAGUAAAGCCUUACUUUUACCUGUUUAACAUCCAACCAGAUUAGAUUCCUUCUGUAUUUUCAGGUAAAUAAUACACCUUGCAAAACUAUUCACACCUCUUGAAUCUUUUUCACAUUUUGUCACUUUACAACCUUGAACGUCAAUGUUUGGAGUCAUCGUCCUGCUGGAAGAUUAACUCUGUGUUUUGCAGCCUGUAACAGGUUUUAUUUUAAUAUUGUCCUGUAUUUAGCUCUACCCAUCUUGCCAUGAACUCUAACCAGUUUCCCUGACUCUGCUCAGCAAAAGCAUCCCCCCUGCAUGAUGUGGCCCCCACCAUGUUUCUAAGUGGGGAUGGUGUGUUUACGCUCUUCCACAUGGUUCGUGGGAAACUGCAAACAUUUCUUUUGACUUUGUUUCAUCAUUUGAUUUCUUCUUAACACUUUGUCAUUGAGGAAGUUGGUCGCACUGGAGACGUUCAAUUGGUAGGAAUACUUUUGCAUCGCUCUGUAAAUUCAGUGAGACUCAGAGAUGAGCAGAGAGGUAUUUUUGCUUCUUUGGACAAUGGAAACAAGACAUGGAACAAUGAGAGAUAACCAUAGAUUCUGAUCUGCUUUUUAAAUGUAAUCUGUAACCACAAGGGCAAUAACAUAUUUUAGAUUAAAUGCAUGGACACACAAUUUCACCAGGGUUCUGGAUGUUUGCAUGCUACAGCAGCAAUUUGCACAUGUAGAACACCAAAGUGUGACUAUGUACAAAUUGCUGAAGCUCUUUUAAUUUGUUAUCCCAACAGAUGAGGGGACUAUUUUCAAAUAGAUGACAGGAUGUUGUUUUUUUUUUUUUUUUUUGGGUGAAAACAUGCACUUUUUGAGCUGGGCAUGUGCUCGGUCUGCACUCUAAAGAAGCAUGUGACCUUUUAUUUCCUAGUUUUGCACAAGCGGCGGACAGCAUUUGUUGUCACCUUUCAAGCAGCCAAGAUGCAACAUGAAGCUCCUUUUUUUAAAAUGAUGACACUCCAGGCUGUAAAUACUUGAAGUGCAAGUUGAGUGUUUCUGCUCCAAUAUAGUGAGAAGGUGUUACAAGGUUGUUUUUCUUUUGCCUUUUUGAUGAAUGUUCAGACAGCACGGCCCCUUCAGUGGCCUGCUGGGAGAUUGAGUUCUUAACCUUUGAUUCCAUCUUGUGACUUAAAAUGAAUGUGAGCUGUUUCAGCUGAAAUCAUUCUAGUUUUGGAUGUUCAACAAGCCAGGAUGAGUGUGCUGACAUUGCACAGACCUUGCACAUGAGAAGUUUAAAAAUAAAACAGAAGCAACACAAUGCAGUGGAGUUGAGUUGCAGAAGACAGAACUGACUGAAUAUUUAUUUUUUGAACUUUUGUGUCUGUAAAUGACACUUUUCACUUAGCUUAACUUUUGUCUACUGAAAACUAUUUUAUCUGGUGUCAUGGGAGAUGUCACAGGAGUAAACUGGACUGUGUGUGUGUCUCUGUCGGGGUGUGUGCUGUUCACAUUUGAAGCGAAAGACGGCUUUAGAAAUUGUCAUCUCAAUGUUUGUUUUUGGUUCAUGUUCUUUUUUUUUUUUUUGCAAUCGCCUGGUUUACAGUUAACUCUGGAAAUGUCAGCUGCAAUACUGAAAUAUAAGAGUCUCUGUUAGAAAUAUCUACUGUCUUUGUAAUUGUUCUUCAAUUUUUUGGGUCAGAGCCACAUGCAAAGUUCAGCUUUUUUAGUGGCCACCAUGUUGGUUUUCCUGAUCGCUGCAUGAAUGUGGAGACUGUGUGAAGCUGUUUUUGUUAUUCCAGCAAGCAGCUGUCAGUUUGUCCAACCGGUGUGGCUGGGCCUCGAGUGUUUUGUGCGGUAAUACUGAAGGAGAAAAAUGCCUAUACACUUUGAUUUUAAUAGAGAUUAAAUCGAGAUGAAUAUUUAAAGAAUGGGAAAGCAGUGAAACACCGUGGACUAUAAAAAAAAAAAAAAAAAAAAUAUAUAUAUAUAUAUAUAACAUGCCUUGUUCAUUGAAAAGAUGUAAAUAUUCAUAUUUCUCUUUUAGUUUCUUCUCUUUUGCUGCUAUAAAAGAAAGAUGAUUAUUUUUGUUAGUAGUUCUGUUUUCUAUAUAAAAUAUGUAUAUUUCUCUCUGUAAAUAUGCUUGAUCCUUCAUAAAGUAGGACUCUGGAUGAACACUGUAUGGAACGCACCUUUAAAACCUGUUAAGAAGUAAACAAUCAACGACUUCUCUCUUA
Messenger RNA from Girardinichthys multiradiatus, 7710 nucleotides. Its product is annotated as solute carrier family 45 member 4-like. Gene Ontology annotation, cellular component: membrane. The transcript is spliced from 16 exons. Gene Ontology annotation, biological process: transmembrane transport. Lineage: Eukaryota; Metazoa; Chordata; Actinopteri; Cyprinodontiformes; Goodeidae. Gene Ontology annotation, molecular function: sucrose:proton symporter activity. The record is from RefSeq and is a predicted model, not a curated record. The coding region runs from base 1154 to 3817 and encodes 887 amino acids.